This is a messenger RNA of Aureobasidium melanogenum CBS 110374, 420 nucleotides long. RefSeq lists its product as uncharacterized. Lineage: Eukaryota; Fungi; Ascomycota; Dothideomycetes; Dothideales; Saccotheciaceae. Bases 1 to 420 code for a protein of 139 amino acids. The record is from RefSeq and is a predicted model, not a curated record. The transcript has a single exon.
AUGACAAUACACACCUAUCACUGUAUAUGCACGCAGCUCGUUCUAGCCAGUACAUCGACCCUCGAAAGCCUCAAGACUCGAACCUCAGACUCAUCGCACAUCCUCCCUCUCCCCGACCUCUCUUCAACCUCAUCAACUUCCCAUUACGCAUCGCUAGCCAACACCACCACCGAUGCCAAGCCUACUGUCAUCCGCUGCGAAGACGGUUUCGAAAAGCGCUACUUCCACAAGUGCGGUCGAUGUGAAUUGAGUGUCGCGUACUCACUCGACAAGAGCCAGUUUGAGGAUACAAAGACUUCUUCGGGACCUAGAGAGGACGUUGUGUUCUUGAUUCCUGGCGGUUUGAUGUCGACUCAGAAUAUGAAGAGUGGAAAAGAUAUGGAUGCUGAGAUUACCAAGAUCAGUGUCAAAGCUGCUUGA